This is a messenger RNA of Thamnophis sirtalis, 1071 nucleotides long. The record is from RefSeq and is a predicted model, not a curated record. Lineage: Eukaryota; Metazoa; Chordata; Lepidosauria; Squamata; Natricidae.
AUGUUGGAUUUAGGUCCAGACAAUCCGUCAAAGCAGGUCGGAGUUGUUGGCCUUGAAGUCAAAACCACCUGGAGGCAGCACAGCAUCUUCCGAAGGGAAGGAAACAAUCCAGAAGUAAGAGAAAUAUCCCCCAGGAACCACUCAGACUUCAGCCCCCCAGUUUUCCUCCUGACAGGCUUUCUGGGCCUGGAGAAACACCAUUUCUGGAUUUCCCUCCCCAUCUGCUGCAUGUAUUUCGUGGCCCUCGCAGGGAACUCCCUCAUCCUCUCCGUCAUCAGGACGGACCAAGCUCUCCACUCCCCCAUGUACUAUUUCCUCUCCAUGCUGGCCCUCUCGGACCUGGGUUUAUCCCUGGCCACUUUGCCCACCAUGCUGAGCGUCCUGUGGUUCAACCACCGUGAGAUCCCCUUUGAGGCCUGCCUGGCCCAGAUGACCUUCAUCUACGCUUGCUCCAUUAUGGAAUCUGGCCUUCUCUUGGCCAUGGCCUUUGACCGCUUGGUGGCCAUCCGGAACCCUCUGAGGUACACCAGCGUUUUGACCAAUGGGACGGUGAUCAAGAUUGGGGUGGGGGCUGCCAUCCGGUCCAUCUGCCUCGUCCUGCCAGGUCCCAUCCUUAUGAGCCUCCAGGAGUUUGGAAGGAUAAACGUGCUCUCCUACGCCACGUGUUUGCACCCGGAUCUCCUGAAGUUAGUUCAUUCAGACAGGAGGCACAGCAGCCUCUACGGCCUGGUCGUGAUGCUCUCCUCUACAGGGGUGGAUUCAGUCCUGCUGGUCCUCUCCUACGUCUUGAUCCUCAGGACCGUCCUGGGAGUCGCCUCCAAGGCGGAAGCCUUCCGGGCCCUCAGCACCUGCGUCUCCCACCUCUGUGCGGUCUGCAGCUUCUACGUCCCCAUGCUUGGGCUCAGCGUGAUCCAUCGGUUCGGGAGGAAGGCGUCCCCCGUCGCCUACAUCCUCAUCGCCAACGCUUUCUUGUUGGUGCCCCCCGUGACCAACCCCAUUGUGUACAGCGUGAAGACCAAGCAAAUCCGCAUUCGGAUCCUGAAGAGGUUCCGGAGGGAGAGAGAAGGGUGA